Molecule: messenger RNA, 1527 nt
Organism: Gryllus bimaculatus (two-spotted cricket)
Lineage: Eukaryota; Metazoa; Arthropoda; Insecta; Orthoptera; Gryllidae
Source: the annotation of a GenBank genome assembly
AUGCUGUCUGCUCUACUGCUUUUAGACCUUCUUGCGAGGUAUAUUAUCAUGGUUUAUUUGCAUUUCCCAACAUCGUUAUCAGAAGAAGAGUUGAUGUUGCAAGCUAAAUAUGCAAAGCUGAAAAAGAAAAAAAAGGCUCUACAAGCUUUGAAGUCGCCACGACCUGAGCAGGAAAGAGCCCCUACUACACCUAAGCGGCCUGCAGAGGCAAGAGAUGCCAAAGAGGUAGUUAAGAAGUUGCUGAAGUCAGGAGCAAUCCCAGCCAUUGCAAAGACUCCCAAGAGACCUGAGCAAGCUGGCUUCAAACGGCCAGCUGGUCUUGAACGCAAACUCUCAGGUACAGAACGUACUGUCAGCGGCUACCAGCCCUUCUCUGCUACUCAUCCGGAAGAAGCUGAGCCUGAACCAAGAUCUAAAGGAAAGAGUAUAUACGAAAGUUUAGUGUCUGCCCGAGAUCGUGAAGAGCGUGGCUUAGCAGAGAAGCCUGAUGGCCGUCCAGAUAAACCUCGUCAGGGGAAUACAAUAUUUGUAACUGGCCACAAUAUAACAGAAGAUUUCUUAAAAAAGGCUUUCCAGACAUGUGGAACUAUUGUAAAUGUGACAAUGGAAAUUGAAAAGCACCGAGGCUUUGUGACGUUUGACAAAGUGGAAUCAGCUGAUCGAGCCAUAAAUGAGCUUGAAGGUUGUGUUGUUUCUGGGAUUCAAUUGAAAGUUUCUUUGGCUAGACGGCAGCCUGUGAUUCAACCGAUUAAUGAUGCAACAUCAUCCUCUGCAUGGUCCACUAUAGCUGCAAACAGAUCUCAGAAGGGCAGUCAUAAAGAUACGAGAGAAAUUGUUCAAUAUGUAGAACACAUGUUUGAUUAACAUUCCAGAACAUAAGCAUAUAAUCAUUAGUGAUGAUGUGAACAUUAAUGACAAUAGGUCAAAUUUUUGAAAAAAUGUUCCUAACUGAUUAGAAUGGAUAUCACAAUAUUUAGGGAGUCCUCUAAAAUGUAAUGUGUGUAGCCUUAAAGAAUACGUUCAUAAAAAGAAUGUGGGCAAUGAGAAGACAUGACACCAUUUAUUUUAUUUAACAUGACUACCGUUUAUUUUUUUUAUAAGUAACAAUUGAAAGUGCACCUAAAUGAAGAGAGAAGGAAGUUGGAAGUUUCCAAUACAUCAGUUAUGCAACAAUACUGCAUAACUGUAUUAUCAAUAAAAAAAAUUAUAUUCAUUAGUGAGUGCUUUCAUAAAAAGUUUGCUUAGUUCUGACCAGUGCAAAUUUACUUAGUAUCUCAGUCUUAUUGAAAUGUAGUUUGUAUAAUUGCAACAAUUGUACGUAUGUCAGUGAGUAAUUGUUUUAUUUUUACAUUGGGAUUUUAUAUGUUGCUAUUCUAAAAAUGGAAAUUGUAUCUACAGUUUUUGAAAAUAAUUAUUUCAUUGAUUAAUGAUAGCAGUAACUAGAAGAUUAAUUUUAGUGUGUUUUUUUAAGUUAAUGUUUGUAUAUUGUGAGUUUAAAAGUUUUAAUAAAAAUAUUUCUUAUAUUUA